CAAAUGGCGGACGGUGUAAACAACAGCUUCUCCGAGUCCGAGGCGACAAACACCCGAUUUUAAGAUGAACCAGGCGGAGCUGGAGCGGCCGGACAGCCUGGAGGGAUGGGUGGCCGUCCGGAGCAACAUCUUCCAGGAGCCGGAGACCUUCAAGCUGGGCUUCAUCGUCCAGUGGAGCGUCAUCGAGUCCAAGUUCGCCGUCACCUGCCACAACCGGACGCUCCAGAGACAGCGGCGGCGGAAGGUUCCGGUGUCCGGGGACCAGGAGGUGACCUGGGCCGGGGACCAGGAGGUGAGCCGGGCCGGGGACCAGGAGGCGAGCUGGGCCGGCCUCUUCUCCGUCAGCGACCUCCGCCACAUCCACCAGCACUUCUCCUGCGUGGCGGACGUGCUGGCCAGCUGCUUCCCGGACCUGGCCGACUUCGAGGAGGGCAACAUCUGGGACCUGCUCCUCCUCAGCAGCCGGAGGUCCAGAGGAGCCGGAGAGGAGGAGGAGGAGGAGGACGGCGGUGGCCGGGACUUCGACAGCCCCUGUCGGAAGCUGGAGAAGUACUUCAGCGCCGCCAUCGACAUCUGCGGCCGGAAGAUAGUCCUCGACACGUUGUUCACCCAGGACGAGAAGGACGUGGACGAGUACUUCGAGAACAUGCAGGAGUUCAAGAGGAAGACCAUGCAGGAGGAGAUGUCCCGGGUCAAAGGUCAAGUGCGACAGCUGCUGCAGAGUCACGGCGGCGCCGACCGAAUGGUUGCGCUGCUCGGCAUCUACGAGGAAGAGGACGCGGCCUACCAGGACCUGGUCACUGUGGCCACCACCUUCUUCCAUUACCUGCUGCAGCCUUUCAGGGACAUGAGAGAGCUGGCCUGCCUCUACAAGAUGGAGAUCCUGAAGACUUUGGAGUUUGAGGACCUGGGUCCUAAGAGAAUUGCAGCUCUGGAGACGGAGGCGGAGGAGUGGAGGACGAAAGCAGAAGACGCUGUUGCCUCGAUCCAGGACAUCACUGUCACCUACUUUGCACAGACUUCAAAGGCGCUGGCUGGGAUGUUAAAGCAGAUGCAGGAGGACAAGUCUCGUUUUGGAGCGGCUGCCUGGGCGAACGCGGUUCCCCGACUGGAGAAACUACGCUUCCUCUUUGCCAAAGAAACGCUGCAGCACAUGAGAGCAGCAGAGAUGUGCCUCAACCGCAAAAAAGAAGGCAUCAGAGAAAGGCUGAGCAGCCUGUCCGGCAGAGAGCACACAGCUGACUCCAGGUCUGCGUCUGACGAGGGCCAGCAGCCGGACAGCGUGGACCAGCUGGAGCUGCAGUUCUACGAAACUCAACUAGAACUGUACGACACCAAGUUUGAGAUCCUAAAGAAUGAGGAGCAGCUGCUGAUGGCUCAGAUAGACACAGUGCGACGGCAGAUCAAAGAGCUGAAGGACGAGGUGGUUUACUACGACGUGUGUGAGGAUCAAGAGGAGCUGCAGAGCUUGGUCCACACAGGGAUCCACCAAUCAGAGCCUCCGGCUGCCACUCCCCUCAAAAGACGCCUACAGACCCUGGAGGCCAAGAGAGGCCACAUCUGCGCCCGGCGAGCUUACCUCCGCAACAAGAAGGAACAGUGCAUGGAUGCCCAAGGGCAGAAGCAUCAUGCGGCCAAGCAGAGCUCCACAGUCUUCAACCAGCAUCAUAAUGUCCGUCUGAAACGAGAGAAGAGGAAAGAGGAGGAGGACAGGAGGAAGACGUGGGUGGACCUGGAGCGAGAGAAGACUCUGAGCAGAUUACGAUCCUUCAGACAGAAGCGUCAUGGCCAGUACAUCCUGAAAACUCCUCACUCCAGGAUGUCUCCUUCAGACCUCGUCCCGUGUCCCUCCCAGCCGAUGUCCAUCAUCAGCCUCGGCCCCUCAUCCGAGUUCCCCUCCCUCCCUCUCCGUCCUGAGCCCAGACGCAGUAGAGCCUCCAAGAACCGACAGCCGAAAGACGUCCCCAUCCAAAUCUACUGUGCUCCACCGCCUCCAUCAACAAAUAUCCCUACUGCGCCUCCUCCACCUCCUCCACCUCCUCCACCACCACCACCUCCCCCACCACUGCCCCCUGCCUUCCCUCCUCCUCCAGCCCAGGCUUCCCCUGAGGACACACCGAAGCCUCUCAGCGAAAACGAGGAGCCGCCUUUCCCAGCAAAGAACAUGCUCAAGCAAAAUAUAGGAACAAUGGAUGAAGUGUUGGCCUCACUGCAGCGUGGACAGACUCGGCUUCGAAAAGUCCCUGAUCGCAAGACAGCGCCCUCUGCUGAUGACACGAGGAACAGUCUGAUGUUGGCCAUCCGACACGGCGUCACCCUGAAGAAGGUGGAUCCUGCACGUGCAGAGCUCCCGAGCAGCGGAGACAACGAGCUGGAGCGCAGCAUCAAAGCCGCCAUGAUGAGGAUGAAGAAUGUAGCAGCCGACUCGGACGAGGACGACAGAGAAGAGGACACACAGAGUAUAGAAUGGGACAGCUGAGAACACACACACACACACACACAAAGACAGACACACUGGCCCUGUUCAGACCUGGUGUUAACAUCCGUCCUCAGAGAUCUGAUCACGAGUGGACGUUCUGGUGAUCCGUUCACACCGGAGAUGAAAACACCUCCUGUGAUCACUUCCACUUCGCUCUAUAUGCAAAUUAACUUAUACUUUGUUUCUGCUUACGAUUAACAAGGUUCUUACUGAGUGAGUUUACAGAAGUUUGUGUGUGUUGGUGCAAGAAAUAGACAGGUAGAGAGAGAGAGAGCUAGGGAGGAGGGAGGGGCUAAACUAAUGAAUGUGCAGCUCUGCUGUGAAGAAAGAUUUGAUUUGAAUCUAUAAUUAUGUGAUGGUCAGUGUUGAUUUUGUGGUGGUUCAUCACUGAGAAGUGUAAACAUAGGUUUGAUUUGUUGUGAGACUGUUGCAGGUCAGAGGAUCUGAGAAGUUGGUCCUUCAUGUGUAGCCGUGGACGAGUUAACCUUCACACAGUGAAUAGAAAGUGACCUCACGCUUCUCCAGCUCUGUGUGUCUGAGUGAACACGUUCACAUCUGAACCUCAAGCUGACCACUAGAGAUCAGAUCAGUCAGGAUGUUAAUAUCAUGUCUGAACUGAUGAAGCUCUUCUCUUACUGAUUCUGUUUAUCCACUUUGUGUCGCGGCCAAAUUUUAAUCUUUAUGAAAUCCUCCUGAAUUAUAUUAUUAUUAUUAUUUAUGCUCCUGGAUAAAGAGGGCGUCGCUUCUUCUGCAACAAUGAAGUUAAAACACUGCACUGUGUCAUAAUCUGGGGGAAGAUCUUCUCUCCUGUCUGUAGGAGUGUGUGUGUGUG
Molecule: messenger RNA, 3311 nt
Organism: Limanda limanda (common dab)
Lineage: Eukaryota; Metazoa; Chordata; Actinopteri; Pleuronectiformes; Pleuronectidae
Product: WASP homolog-associated protein with actin, membranes and microtubules
Exons: 11
Coding region: 65-2479 (804 amino acids)
Biological process (GO): endoplasmic reticulum to Golgi vesicle-mediated transport; Arp2/3 complex-mediated actin nucleation
Cellular component (GO): cytoplasm; endoplasmic reticulum-Golgi intermediate compartment membrane
Molecular function (GO): actin binding; Arp2/3 complex binding
Source: RefSeq, a predicted model, not a curated record